Cuscuta campestris is the source of this 839-nucleotide messenger RNA. NCBI's taxonomy places the organism in Eukaryota, Viridiplantae, Streptophyta, Magnoliopsida, Solanales, Convolvulaceae. The record is from the annotation of a GenBank genome assembly.
CUAAAUAAAAUUUGAUGGCCUCAAUAGUUAUUUCAAAGAAAAUUGAGAACCGAAAGAGUCGCAAAAGAAGAGGUUUUCAAGAGAAGAACAGAAACCACAAUACCCUAAUCUCUGUGAUCUCAAAAUAAUCUGCUCUCCCAAUCAGAUCUGGGAGGACGAAGAAGAUAAAGCCUCAAAAAGCAAAUCAAUUCGCUGCAUAUAGCACAUAAUCUCCGCCGCGGGCGGAAUUAUAGGGGUUGAGAUUUGGGGGAAAAACAGCGGGCCGGGGAGGAGGUAAACGAUGGCGGCGGCGCACUGGUGCAGCACGGCGGCGAGGCGGACGGUCGCGGCCACCGUAGAACGACGGAUUUCCUUUCCCGCACUGUCGAUCUCAGCUAGCUGCUCGCGUGCGGCGGUGGAAGCGCCGCCGGUCCUGUGCGGUCGAGGAGAUAAGAAGACGAAGAAAGGGAAGCGGUUCAAGGGAUCUUUCGGAAACUCGAGGCCGAAGAAGGAGAAGAAGAUCGAACGCAUCAAGGACAAAGUGGAGGUCCCCAGGUCCACUCCAUGGCCUCUUCCUUUCAAACUCAUCUAACUAUAUAUUUAUAUAUUUAUCUUUCUGUUCAUUUCAUGCAUCUCUCUGGACUCCAUUUCCACCCCUUCAUAUAUGCUUUAUCAUCCCUGAGAAGAAUGUGUUGAUUUCUUGAAUGAAGCCAUUGCUUAUUUCAUAUAUCUGUGGCCUUUCUUAUGAUUUGAUUGUUCAUGUGGGUGAGAUUUGGGUGCUUCUCUAGACAUUUUUUUUGCUGAGUUUUCUUUAUUUUCACGAGCUGAACGUACUCGAAAUUCAUCAAUUAUUAGCCGUG